UCACUGCGUCCUUUACGUGAACGCGAACUUCCGGGUCGAUCAUAGGUCCGGUAGGAAAUAAACAGGCUUGUUUUUCCGGUUCUGCGCGGUGCCUCAGUUGUUUCAAGUGUCUCUCAGCUUUGCGUUAAGACGCCCUCGGGCCGUUUCUUGAUUGCAGGCAAGAUGUCGGUGCGGAAAGUUGCGCUCGUGACAGGCUCGAACAAAGGCAUCGGGCUGGCGGUGGUGCGCGCGCUGUGCAAACAGUAUGACGGAGACGUGUACCUGACGGCGCGCGACGUAGAGCGCGGGACGGCGGCCGUGGACGGGCUGAAAGCGGAAGGACUGGCGCCGCUUUUCCGCCAGCUGGACAUCACGGACCCCGCGAGCGUGCGCGCGGCGCGUGACUUCUUCAAAGCGGAGUACGGCGGCGUGGACGUGCUCAUCAACAAUGCGGGGAUCGCCUUCAAAAUGGCUGAUAAAACACCGUUUGGUAUCCAGGCUGAAGUGACGCUCAAGUCUAAUUUCUUCGCCACUAGAGAUAUGUGCAACGAGUUCCUUCCUAUCAUCAAGCCAGGAGGAAGAGUGGUGAACGUUUCCAGCGUGAUGGGUUCCAUCGCUCUGAGCCGCUGCAGCCCGGAGCUCCAGGCUCGCUUCCGCAGCAAUGACAUCACAGAGGAAGAGCUGGUGGGGCUGAUGGAGCGCUUCGUGAAGGAUGCUAAGGAAAAUGCACACACUCAAAGAGGCUGGCCUGAGACCGCGUAUGGCAUGUCCAAGACCGGCCUGACUACCCUGACCAGGAUCCAAGCCCGGAGACUCACGCAGGAGAGGGCUGGGGACGAGAUCCUGUGCAAUGCCUGCUGUCCAGGCUGGGUCAGGACCGACAUGGCUGGGCCAAAUGCUACAAAGUCUCCAGAUGAGGGCGCCAUCACUCCAGUCUAUCUAGCUCUUCUACCACCUGGGUCCAAGGAACCCCAUGGGCAGUUUGUGUCAGAAAAGCAGGUGCAGGCCUGGUGAGCAUAUGUGUUUGCUUGACAAUAAGCCAGUUUGGUUUUUCUGUGCAUUAAUGAGACGAUCAUUGAAACACUCCUUGGCAUGUGUGCUGAAUAAAAUAAAACAAUACAAUCUGUGUCAGUCUGAAUAGUUCACACAACCAGAUAAGAGGAUUGAUUUAUUGAUUCAAGAUCUUUAUCAUUGUAUUUGUGCCUUAUUCAGUUGAUAAUUAAUAUGUUUAUAAUUACACCAUUUAUCAUAUCCAUCACCAAUGUUAAUGAUUUAUACUCAUGGCUUGUGGACUAUAAACUAAAAUAAAUAUUUUCACAUUCAUGUUCCUUUCAUUCUACAAAUGUUAUCAUCAAAAAUAUUUUUUGUUUUAAAACACUACUAUGCAUGGCUUCUGACCAUAAACUAAAUAAAAGACUUUUCUAUACAA
Messenger RNA from Ictalurus punctatus (channel catfish), 1408 nucleotides. RefSeq names its product carbonyl reductase 1 (gene cbr1). The record is from RefSeq and is a predicted model, not a curated record. NCBI's taxonomy places the organism in Eukaryota, Metazoa, Chordata, Actinopteri, Siluriformes, Ictaluridae. Gene Ontology annotation, molecular function: carbonyl reductase (NADPH) activity. The coding region runs from base 163 to 993 and encodes 276 amino acids. The transcript is spliced from 4 exons.